AUGGAAGGCCAGCUACCUGGGAGGCGCACACAAGAGGAGGAUUCGUCGUGUAGCUCAUCAGACGACGAUAGCUACGCAAGCAGCAGCGAGCGGUUGAAUGAGAACCGCAAGAGGAGGAAUGUUACCUGCGGAUGUGAGGAGGCCAACAACUUCCAAAUCUUCAGGUUAGACAACACGGUAAAGAACCUAAAUGGGACCAUCGACAUGCUCGAGGACAAGGUUUCAUCCCUGACGGAAAGCAACGCGCGCUCAAUGGCGCAGUUGGAAGCGGCGAAUCUGAGGGCGGCUGUAUAUGCAGCUUGUGACCUGGACUCGUCGAUGGAGGUGGAAGGGACGGACGGUCCUUCAACAUCUGCGGCGGCGAAGACGGUUGCUAAGGUCCCGUCUACAUCGACUGCAGCGAAGGCCGGAGCCAAGGCUACUGGAGGGAAAGGACCGGGGAAGAAGGCGGACCUGGCGAGUGCGACAUCGGCUGGAGGUGCAUCUGGCCAGGCGAACGGCGGUAGAGUGGGCAGCUCGGCAGUGCCACCAUCCAUCCAUCACCACCUACGACAUUGGAGUGAAGGAAAUGACGGCGAUUCUGCGGUCUACCAUCGACUCCAGGGAGUUCACCCUUACGAUGGUCCUGAAUCUUCCGUGGACAGCGAUGAAUUGGCCGAUCUGCAAUUUCGCAAAGGUGAUCCUCUAAAACGCAUCCCAGAAUCAGAACAAAACAUAUUCUUUUCCGAUGAGUUGAGCUCCUCGGAAUAUCAUGAUGAUCUAGAUAUUGAAAUGGAAAAUGGUGGCAACUAUGAAUGGGAUCUUCUGAUAUUUACCCAACAAUGGCCGGUGACCACCUGCUAUCAUUGGAGAGAAGAAGAUAAAGAUCAUGAAUGCAAAUUGCCGGCAGCCAAGGAAUUUUGGACUGUACACGGUGUGUGGCCGACGAAGAAAGGUCACAUUGGACCUUCAUUCUGUAAUAAGACGGCAAAUUUCGAUAUAAAUCUGCUGGACGAUAUCAAGGAUGAGUUGAAUCAUUUCUGGCCAGACAUUGAUGGUGAAUCGAAAGGUGAUUGGUUGUGGAAACAUGAAUGGCUGAAACAUGGCACCUGUGCCGCUGCUCUGGAGGAGCUAAACAAUGAACUGAAAUAUUUCUCUCAGGGUAUAACGUGGCGUGAAGAUUUCCAACUAUCGAAUAUUUUGGGUAAUUCUGGCAUACACCCGGAUUCAAAUAACACCGUGGUGGCCAUACACGCUGCCCUGGUAAAGGGUUUGGGCAAAAAUCCUUCCAUUCACUGUUUGUAUGACAGUAAAAAGGACAUAAGCUAUUUGGAGGAGAUUCGUAUCUGUUUCGAUAAGACGCUCAAUGUCACCGAUUGUGAUGGCGUAAAACUUGGCAAUGCGGUGUCUGUCGACUAUCCUGGCGGUACGCUUAUUUCGAAUUGUCACAUAUCAAAACCGGUGCAUUAUCCCAGUUUGGUGCCGAAUCGUCGACGCCAAGAGAAAUCCAAAUGGAAAUUCCCCAUUGUAAAUCUAUACAAGCUGGUACAAUUUAUUAUGUGGUUUACUCUAUAAGUGUCAGGUUA
This is a messenger RNA of Musca vetustissima, 1565 nucleotides long. RefSeq lists its product as uncharacterized. NCBI's taxonomy places the organism in Eukaryota, Metazoa, Arthropoda, Insecta, Diptera, Muscidae. The record is from RefSeq and is a predicted model, not a curated record. Gene Ontology annotation, biological process: RNA catabolic process. Gene Ontology annotation, cellular component: extracellular region. The coding region runs from base 1 to 1554 and encodes 517 amino acids. The transcript has 2 exons. Gene Ontology annotation, molecular function: RNA binding; ribonuclease T2 activity.